Messenger RNA from Lates calcarifer (barramundi perch), 4516 nucleotides. RefSeq names its product transcription factor Sp3-like. The record is from RefSeq and is a predicted model, not a curated record. NCBI's taxonomy places the organism in Eukaryota, Metazoa, Chordata, Actinopteri, Centropomidae. Gene Ontology annotation, biological process: regulation of transcription by RNA polymerase II. Gene Ontology annotation, molecular function: DNA-binding transcription factor activity, RNA polymerase II-specific; RNA polymerase II cis-regulatory region sequence-specific DNA binding.
AGCGGGAUAAAUAACUUUAUUUUGUACUGAAGCAGUAAUAUAGAGUGUAAUUUUAACACAGACACCACUGUUUUCCAAGUUUCUCCGCUUAGACUCCCAGCAACUGCAUUCCUUCUCUCGUCUCUCUCAACAGCAAACAGGAAACACACGUCCUAUAAAAAGAAUGAUUGACAUCUCGGUCAACCAUUGACGUGUCGGCGUACCUCGCGCUCAGCCAAUCGCAUCAGAGAAGAAGGGCGGGACGUCCUGUAAUGUGAUGCAAAUUGGACGGUCGAGCGCGUUGGUCCCACCUUUUUGUGUUUCCCGCACCGUCAAUCAAAAUAGAAAAAAAUCGACCCGAAUUCACCGAUCAACACUAGCCCGCCUUUGAUAAAACAAUCAUGUUCGGAGUUUAGUUGAUCAGAUAAUCCUCUCGCUUACUACCAUUCACGCUAUGACUGCGCCAGAGCAGCCUCUGAAACAAGGAGAAAUGGCGUCCGCGGACGUGGACAGCAGUCAAAGCGAGUUUCUGCAACCCGGCGGCGCAGCGGAAACACAGACGACAGAUAUGUCAGCCAUUCAGUUGACGGGUUCAGACCGAUGGGAAGUGUUGACUCCUGUCUCAACUGGGAAGGAAGACCAGGGGGUUGUUCACAUUCCAAAUUCGGGCAUUGUCACAUCCAACGGACAGUAUGUGCUUCCUAUUGGGAGUCUUCCCAGCCAGCCCAUUUAUGUUACAGCACCUGGGAAUGAGGCUGCAGCCAAUGGAGUAUCAGGCAUUCAGUAUCAGGUCAUCCCCCAAAUCCAAAAUCCAGAUGGGACACUUGCAGGAUUCCCAACACAGGGGUUGGAUGAUGGCACGGGGCAGAUCCAGCUCCUCCAAGAUGGUAGCCAGGGCAGCAUCGGGAUUAGUUGUGCCACAACGGCGACCACGGAUCUCCUGACGCAAGCAGGGCAAAUACAGUCAAUCCAAGGCGUCCCGCUGGCUGGGGGGGCAACAUACACCAGCACAGUACCCGUAGGGCUCCCUGGCAACAUAACAUUCGUCCCCAUAAACAGCGUGGACCUGGAGUCGCUAGGGCUCACCGGAGCGCAGACGGUUCCCAUCGCGACCGGGGUAACAGCCGAGGGCCAGCUGAUCAUGAGUGGUCAGACACUGGAGAGUCAGGGUCAGGACGCCGGCAGCAAACAGUCGCUGGUGACGGUGAGCAACGCCAACCAAGAGCUCUAUGUGCCAACCACCACCACCGCCUCCUCUUCCAGCUCCUCCCAACUCCCAGAGACCAUCGAUGGCACGGGGGUUCUGACCCAAGCGACUGCCGUGUCUGCAGGCGUGUCUGACCCCUCCUCCUCAGAGAACUACAACUCCCAUAACCACCUGCAGCAAAUCCAGGUGUCAUCAUCUAACGCCACCACUAUUUCACAGCCCAUCCUGCAGCUGUCUGGGGACAGUCAGGCCCAGGUAGCCCAGGUGGCUCCAGGUCAGGACCUGACUACGGCAGCAGGUCAGACUCUACAGAGCGUGCAGCUGGUCAACCCGGGGACCUUCCUCAUCCAGGCCCAAACUGUCACAGCCACAGGACAGAUCCAGUGGCAGACCUUCCAGGUUCAGGGUGUCCAGUCACUCCAGGGGCUCCAGUUGCCCCAGGGGCAGGGUCAGGCCCAGCAGUUGACCUUAGCCCCAGUUCAGACCCUCCCUCUGGGUCAGGCAGGCCAGGUCAGCCUACCCAAUCUUCAGACUGUCACAGUCAACUCUGUAACACAAAGUGGAGUUCAGUACACACAGGGAGAGGAUGCAAACAGUCCAGCUGGUAUACAGAUAAAAGAGGAGCCCGACUCUGAAGAGUGGCAGCUGAGCGGAGACUCGACGCUGAACCCCAGCGACCUGAACAACCUGCGGGUUCCAAUGGGAGACGAAGACAUGGAGACGCCGAGCGGGGAGGGCAAGAGGCUCCGCAGAGUAGCCUGCACCUGCCCCAACUGCAAAGAGUCUGGAGGAAGAGGUUCGGGCAUGGGGAAGAAGAAGCAGCACAUCUGCCACAUCGCCGGCUGCGGGAAGGUUUAUGGGAAGACGUCCCACCUCCGAGCUCACCUGCGCUGGCACAGUGGGGAGAGACCCUUCGUCUGCAACUGGAUGUUCUGCGGGAAGAGGUUCACCAGGAGCGACGAGCUGCAGAGACACAGGAGGACACACACAGGAGAGAAGAAGUUUGUGUGCACAGAGUGCUCCAAGAGGUUCAUGCGGAGCGACCACCUGGCCAAGCACAUAAAGACUCACCAGAAUAAAAAAGGCGGGGUUCCCUCCUCCACGUCUCCGCCCACCACCGACGCCGUCAUCACCGCCGAUGGAACCACGCUCAUCCUGCAGACCGCCACCACCCAUGACCUCGUAGCCAAUCAGGAGAUCCCUUUGCAGCUGGUCACUGUGGCGCCCGGUGAGGUCAUGGAAUGAGGGGGGUGAAUGGGGUGAGGUGGCUUUUUGAGAACUGGCCUAUCACAGGGACCUCUUGGGCUCCUCUCUUCCCCUCUUACUUUUUUUGUUUGUUUUUUUACAUAUGAAUAUAUACGUAAAUAUAUAUGACAAAUAUAUAUAUUUUAAGUAAGAGUUAUCAUGACUUUAUGUUUGUUUUUUGCAGUCUUUUUAUAGGCGGGCAAAAAAAAAACAUUAAAAUGUGGUUGCUAUGUACACGCGUAAACACACUCAACACACACAUAAACACACAUGAGAAAACACUCAAAAAAACACAACAUGAAUACUCAACACAAUGAAAUGCCUUAUUUUGUAUCAUACCCUUGUAUAAAAUGCUGGAGGUGCAUGAGUUUUUAUCCUUUGGAGAUGAUGUAACUGUAACGGAGACAAAUGUGUUUGUGAAACGGAGGAGAUAAUGACGAGGAGGAGUUUUGGAAAAAGGAAACGAAGUAGUGAACCUCUCUGGGAAUAUUGAAUUUUUGUCUCUGGAGAAUUGUGACAAAACCGAGCUCUGCGUUUGAAGCAGCGCAACAUCCACGCUGAACUGUUGCACUGCUGCUGCCAGGAGCAAGUGCUUUUGUUUUUAAAGAACUAGUUUGACAUUUUGGGAAAUUCAUUAUCCGUUUUCUCGCUGAGAGUUAGAUGAGCGAGGCCGCUCUCACGUCUGUGUAGUAAAUAUGAAGCUGUCAUGAGCAACUGUUUAGCUUAGCUUAGUUUAGCUUAGCAUAAAGACAGGAAACUGGGGAAACCGCCUGCCUGGCUCUGUCCAGAGGUAACAAAAUCUGCCUCUCAUUACCUCUAAAGGCCAUGAGUUAACAUGUAUCUUAUUUGUUUAGAGACACAGGUGUGUAAAAACAACAAUUGGUAGUUUUAUAGAGGGUUAUGCCAGCCAGUGGAGAACAUUACUGCUCAGCCAAGAAAUAGUCCCUCCUGUAAAAAUGGCAGACUGAUGUUUUUACACCUUAAACAAUCACGAUAAAACAUGUUAAUUAGUGAGCUUUAGAGGUGAUAAUCGGUGGAUUUCUUUUUGCUUUUGAGCAGAGGCAGGUUAGCGGUUUUCCUGGUUUCUAAUCUAAUUCUCUGCAAGAGAGCGAGCAAGCACUUUCCCUGAAAUGUCCAACUUUUCCUUUGCAGCAGCUUUGUUGCCCCAAUCAUUGACAGCCAAUAGGACGGUGCUGCUGCUGUUUCAAAAAGAGCAAGAGGUUCAGUUGGUAGUCAGAGAAGGACGACAGUGCCACUGUUUACUGAUCUGAAGUUGUUUUUCCCACCUCGAGGGGGAGGAAAAAUAGAUGCAAGCCGCUCUGAAAAAGGGCAACUUCUUCCAGCAUCCGGUCAGUCUGAACAGAAUGUCUCAUCUGUCCUCACGAGCACACCGUCCGCUGUGCUUGUCCACGUCAAAAAAAAACACGUCUUUAUUUUUCUUUCCUUCUGCAUAUUUUCUUUGUAAAUUUGCAUUGUAUUUCAGUUUGUCCUGUGUCUCUUCGCCGAUCUGGGUGUCGUCUAAAUCAAAGCCACACAAUGGUGGUUGUAGAUUUUAAAAUGUAGAGUGGUUACCUCCGAAUUCCUGCAGGGCUUUUUCAUAGUCACUGUCAGCUGCGGCAUGACUGCAGGAGGAGAACAUGCACCAGUGUUGCCAUGUGAAGAAAACUGAGAAACGGAUGCAACAAAUCAGCGAGCCCCCAAGGGCGUUUGUCAUCGAACAUUCCAGUUGGACACCAGAUGAUGUGGGAUUCAUUUUGCAAUAACUGCUCUGUUGGUAAUUCUGGCCAGAUGUCACUCAAGUCAAAAGGAAAACAAUCAUGCCAUUGUUUGUUGUGUUCUUUUUUGUUUUUUUAAAUUUUAAUUAAUGUAAUCCCUUCCUCCGUUUGUCCUUUGUUUGUAGCAUUCAUUUACAUGUAUAUUAUCUUAUUUUCACAUUGUUUAUAGAAGCCAUUACUUAGUUAACUGAAUUUGUUGUAUCAAAACCUUAUUUUAAGUGAUUUUUUUAAAGAAUUGGUGUAAAAAUUGAAUGUUACCUUUUGUAAAACAUUUUUUUCAAAUGGAUCACAAUAAAAGUCUGAAACCUUA